This is a messenger RNA of Odontomachus brunneus, 2867 nucleotides long. RefSeq names its product ATP-dependent zinc metalloprotease YME1L (gene YME1L). Gene Ontology annotation, molecular function: metalloendopeptidase activity; ATP hydrolysis activity; ATP-dependent peptidase activity. Bases 1 to 2241 code for a protein of 746 amino acids. Gene Ontology annotation, biological process: mitochondrion organization; protein quality control for misfolded or incompletely synthesized proteins. Gene Ontology annotation, cellular component: mitochondrial inner membrane. Lineage: Eukaryota; Metazoa; Arthropoda; Insecta; Hymenoptera; Formicidae. The record is from RefSeq and is a predicted model, not a curated record. The transcript is spliced from 13 exons.
AUGAUAACUCUUCAAUCUCACAAUCAGGUGUUAUACCAUCUGACGCAGCUGGCAUUUGGAGCAACUCCUAGAACAACAUUAUAUUCGACCCAAGUUAAGAAACAGGAUGAAUACAAAACUAUGGAUGAUAUUUGCCCAGAUAGCCUUGAGGAGGCUGCAAGGAAUUGUUCACAGCUACAAGAAAUAAUUCCAUUAACUGUUUUAACUCCAUUAAGAAUGAAGAAGAAUAAGGUGUGCAUAACACUGGAUAAUGUAGCUCUUAGUUCAUUUAGAAAACCUUCCAAAGAGAACAACAAAUGGAGAAUGUCUUACUUAUCUGGUCUAAACUUCACCGAAAACAAACGGGGUUUUCCACACCAUUCACUAAAGGAGUCCAUUGUCUUACCUGUUAUGCACUUAACAUCAAAACAAUGUAGACUGUUGCACACAUGGUAUGCCAAAACGCCAUACAAUAAUGUUAUGCAAAUUCGUAAAUUCAAAUCCCAGCGCAAUAUAAAGAUGGAACUGGAUCGAAAUCCAACUGUUAUGAGCAGGAUAAAGAAAUGGCUUGGUCUAUCUUCUAAUCUUCAUGUGGGUCUGAUGCACGAACCGAAGAUUUCUGAUUAUGAAAGAUUGAAACAGAUCCUCAACAAUGCCGAGGUAACAGCGGACGAACAGAAGAGGAUAAAGAUCGCCUUUGUAGAAGGCUAUGAGUCCGGAUUGCAACGUCAGGUGCGAGGUCGAACAAUGUGGCUAAAAAUUUUGCAAAAUAUGAUAACCGCAUCCGCGGUUAUCCUUGUACUCUGGCUUUAUCUUAGUUACCCAGGAGGUGGAAUGUUCAAGCUUCCUAUGAGCCACAGAAUUGAAAUCGAUCCUGAAGAUAUCAGUGUCACUUUCGACGACGUUAAAGGGGUGGACGAGGCGAAACAGGAACUUCUGAAUGUCGUGGAAUUCUUGAAAAACCCCGGAAAAUUUUCCGCUCUGGGCGGGAAGUUGCCAAAGGGAGUAUUGUUAGUAGGUCCACCAGGAACAGGAAAGACACUGUUAGCGCGUGCAGUUGCUGGAGAAGCUAGUGUACCAUUCUUCCAUGUGGCAGGUCCUGAAUUCGACGAAAUCCUGGUCGGUCAGGGUGCCCGACGUGUCCGGGAUUUAUUCAGAGCGGCAAAAGAAAAGGCGCCAUGUGUGGUGUUUAUCGACGAGAUUGACUCUGUGGGUGCAAAAAGAACAAAUUCUGUUCUUCAUCCUUACGCAAAUCAAACGAUCAACCAGUUGCUUUCCGAAAUGGAUGGUUUUCGCCAAAACGAAGGUGUUAUAGUUCUCGGUGCCACGAAUAGACGUAAAGAUCUCGACAAGGCACUGAUGCGUCCUGGUCGCUUCGACGUUGAGAUUUACGUUAACAAGCCUGAUUACUUGGGGCGCAAAGAAAUAUUGGAUCUUUACCUGUCCAAGAUAUUAACACACGAGAUCGAUACCGUUUACCUAGCACGUUGCACCACAGGUUUCACAGGAGCUGAUCUUGAAAACAUGAUAAAUCAAGCUGCAUUACGCGCAGCAAUCGAUGAAGCGGACUGUGUAACUAUGAAACAUCUAGAGUACGCUAGAGACAAGGUGUUGAUGGGUCCUGAAGGCAAGCUAAAAUACCGCGAUGAAGAAGUCAACCGUAUCACGGCAUACCAUGAAGCGGGGCAUGCUCUAGUAACGUUUUUCACCACGGAUGCUCCACCACUUCACAAAGUCACCAUCGUGCCACGAGCAUCCUCAUUGGGUCAUACUUCCUACAUGAUGUCUGAGAAGGAUGAAUAUCACGUUACGAAAUCUCAGUUGCUAGCUAAAAUGGACGUGAUGAUGAGUGGCAGAGCUGCAGAGGAGUUGAUAUUCGGAACGGAGAAAGUAACGACGGGAGCUUCUUCCGAUUUUGCUAAAGCGACGAGUAUUGCGGAAAUGAUGGUGAAGACUUACGGGAUGUCAGAGAAGGUUGGAUUUAGAUUUAUGGCAGAAAAUAAGACAUUGUUCAGUAACGAUAACUCGUAUGCGCCCAGCACGAACGAAAUUAUUGACAACGAAGUGAAGCGGCUUUUGCAGGAAUCGUAUGAACGAGCGAAAACAAUUCUAAUAAGCCAUGCGAAAGAACACAAACGAUUAGCGGAAGCUUUGUUGCAAUACGAAACGUUGGAUGCGGAAGAUGUGACUGCCAUAGUGAAUGAAACCGGGCUCAGUAAACGGGAAUCAUCUACGGAUCCCAAGAAAACAAGAAAAUCUUAAUUCGUGAGCUAAGUACGGCUUAUUUCAAGAAAGAAUUAAGAAAGAGAAGGUAGGGUGUAAUCGAGCAUAAUUGUGUAAAAUUGGGAUACCCAAUAUCGGGUCAUGACUUGUACUUUAUGCGAGGCCUAGUCUACAAGAGAUUCUGAAACCCUUUCUAAGAAUCUAUGACUGACGGGAUGCGUAACGUGAUACACGAAAGUCUUCUUGGAUCUCGUUUGAAACUACCAGUUUUUAGGAAAAAUACAAAUUGAAUUACGGUUAAUUACAUGGAUAUUUAAAAAUAGAUGCUGUUGUUAUUACAUAUUUAAAUAAAUUAGAAAACGACGAAUAAGAGCUAACGCGCAUUUUUUAGUAUAAAAUUUAUUGAAUUAAUUAAAAAUUUAAAUUAGAUUAAAAUAAAAGUUUAAAUUUUCUAUUUGAUUGGACAUUUGAGUACCUAUUAAAAUCAUUUGUACAUCUUUAAGAUUUCUGAGAGAUAUUCAGAUCUAUAAGAUCAUAUCUAUAAGAUUCAGAGUAUUAAUAAUUAUAUUUUUGCAAUUCUCUUUAAAUUCUUUUUAGUAUUCAAUAUAAAACAAAUCCUAUUGCAAUCAAUAUAUAUUUUCGUAUCAUUGAACUUCCGUUAUUUG